UCGGGCGUUAAAAGUAUAUGCCCGUCCUCACAUCUCUUACCAUUCAAACAAUGGAAGUGGAAGCAAAGCCUCUUCAUCUCUCUGGCCCUGUGAAGCUACUCCCAGACCUUCUAGAAUCACCCAAAGCUGCAUCGUUUUUCUGGCUCUGACAGCGCUCAACGGAGCUCGAGAAUGUCUCCAAUGGCAGUUUUGACGCACGGAUCGUUGCUGUUCCGGCCCGCGGAGAUGUCCAAACCGUUCAACAGACCACCUGUGAGGCACUCCAGCUGUUCCAAUGUCCGUCGUAGGUUGUUUUGCGGAGAGAAUAUAGAAAAAUUAGUUUUCCGGUUAUUUAGACCCCAAACUUUCAGGAUAAGAAGUUAACAGCAGGAAGGUGCAGAAAAAAAUGGGGCUGCAACGUCAAAAGAAGUUGCAGAUGGUCAAGACAAAAUAUCUCAUACGGUUCUUGGAAAUGAUAAAAAUACUCAGCCCGGUGCUGGGAUGUCAUUUCUGGCUAAAAUUGCCAUUGUGGUGGGCAUUGCUGCAACAAUCACACUAAUCUCUAUUGGUGUCAAAAGGCCUGUUCUUGGAUCCUCACUCGGGUUUCAGUUUCUCCCUGAAAGUUCAUCCUCUUCAGUAAUGGCUUCACCUCCUGUUGGUUUCGCCUUCAAAGCCUUUGGGUACAGAAUAUUAUUGCCUGAAUAUGCACCUGGGUGGAUUUACUUUUGGUUUCUUAUGGCUGCUGGUUUUGGUCUUUUCAUCAGUGAAGAAGCUUUAAAUAUUUGGGUUGGCAUAUCUUUAGCGCGGAUGCUGUCUUUGGACGGGACAUGGCAGUCUUUUGCUGAAUCUUUCUCUAGGAAUGCUGGAUAUAUUACAUCAACAAUUUUGUGGGUGUACUGGGGAGUGUGCAUUAGCGACUUGAUACCGUUUUACUUUGGAAUGCUUUUCCGGCGGUCGGGGGCUUCUGAUGAUGUUUGUUCAAAGUUGGGGAUUGGCAAAGAGAGAGCUUUGAGCAUAACUCGUGCGGUUCAAAAAUAUGGCAAUCUCAUUGGUUUUGUUGAACGAUUUUCCCUGGGAGUGAGAAACCCAACAGCUUUUUUGGCCGGGGCAUUGGGGAUAUCCCCAGAUUGUUUCUUCGCUGGAGUUUGUUGUGGUGGGUUGAUCACUCUUCCAAUUCAGUUGGGGAUAGGAUUCCUGAUGAGAGAGCGCCCCUUACUUGCCCUUGCUACAGUGGCAACAGUUGUGGGAAUUUGGACUAUUUUUCCGUACGCGCUGGCUGCUUCAACAGCAUUGUUUCUUUUCAUGAAACGCCGGUACUCUAGCUAGCCAGAUUCUAUUACACAACU
This is a messenger RNA of Morus notabilis, 1325 nucleotides long. RefSeq lists its product as uncharacterized. Bases 481 to 1305 code for a protein of 274 amino acids. The transcript has 10 exons. The record is from RefSeq and is a predicted model, not a curated record. Lineage: Eukaryota; Viridiplantae; Streptophyta; Magnoliopsida; Rosales; Moraceae.